UUAAUCUUAUAAAAACACAUAUAAAUAGUCAAUAGAUUUGUGAUCUGAAAAUAUACAUCGAAACAAAUAAAGAAUGUCGAGCCAAAAUCGACAAGCGUUAUUAAGCUAUGACGCUGACGAUGAUCAACCACAGGGUCAGCUGCGCAGAGAAGAUUUUGGCUCGGAACAAUCAGAAAAUUCUAGUCUAAUAAAUCAGACUGGUGGUUCGAUGAAAACAAUGACGUAUGGAGCGUCAGGCAUAGCUACUGGAGCGGCGAGAGGUGCAAUGGGGCUAGCCCAAGGUGCCGCAAACCUAGCCCACGGUGCGGCUACUGCUGUUAGGAAUACCUGGGGACAUAACCCAGAGAGCCACAAUUUUCACACACCCCUUCCCAAUGGUCAGCCGCGAAACCAUAGAUACUAACUAAUGUGUGAAUUAAUGGUGAAAGUGAAAUUGUUAAGUUUGUUGUAAAAUCAUUGAUUUUAAGUCAUACUAAUGCAAUGACAUGAUUUUUUGUA
This is a messenger RNA of Helianthus annuus (common sunflower), 498 nucleotides long. RefSeq lists its product as uncharacterized. The record is from RefSeq and is a predicted model, not a curated record. NCBI's taxonomy places the organism in Eukaryota, Viridiplantae, Streptophyta, Magnoliopsida, Asterales, Asteraceae. Bases 74 to 403 code for a protein of 109 amino acids. The transcript has 3 exons.